ACCAGGAUUGGGAUUGACAAAUAGCCGUUAGCUCGCUGGUUCUACUACCCGACUAUUUGAAUGGUUUAGCGGCGGAAAGCAAAGACGAACUGGGAUGCGAUUAUUAUAAAAGAAGAAAAAAAAAUCGAGUGACGUCUCAUUUUAUUGAUAAACAGAAGCCACACUGAACCAAGGUGAGAGGCUCAGCGUGUUCGGGAGAGAGUGAGAGAGGGUGAGAGAAACUGAGACAGAGAGCAGCCAUGGACCAGCAGAGACAGAGAGCUCUCUCCACCUCCGGAGAAUCGCUUUACCUCGUGCUGGGACUCGACAAGAGCGCCACAACAGACGACAUCAAGAAAUGUUACCGGAAACUAGCAUUGAAGUUUCACCCUGACAAGAACCCAGACAAUCCGGACGCAUCCGAUAAGUUUAAGGAGAUCAACAACGCGCACUCCAUCCUGAGCGACGGCACUAAGAAGAACAUCUACGACAAAUACGGCUCGCUGGGGCUCUACGUCGCCGAGCAGUUCGGAGAGGAGAACGUCAACACCUACUUUGUUCUGUCCAGCUGGUGGGCAAAGCCAAUCACCAACCAAGUAUAA
Messenger RNA from Notothenia coriiceps (black rockcod), 581 nucleotides. Its product is annotated as cysteine string protein-like. Gene Ontology annotation, cellular component: membrane; presynapse; intracellular membrane-bounded organelle. Gene Ontology annotation, biological process: regulation of synaptic vesicle cycle. Bases 240 to 581 code for a protein of 113 amino acids. The transcript has 5 exons. The record is from RefSeq and is a predicted model, not a curated record. Lineage: Eukaryota; Metazoa; Chordata; Actinopteri; Perciformes; Nototheniidae.